This is a messenger RNA of Lachancea dasiensis, 675 nucleotides long. NCBI's taxonomy places the organism in Eukaryota, Fungi, Ascomycota, Saccharomycetes, Saccharomycetales, Saccharomycetaceae. The record is from the annotation of a GenBank genome assembly.
AUGCUUACCCGAAACUUGUUGAGAAAUGUACAGCAGCGCUACUUCCAAACCUCCCGGAGGCUUGCAAUCACUUUUGAGGGAAAUACCCGUGAGGACCUUGGGAGUGAAGAAGAGAGGAUGACCAACGUUUUUGGAGGUAGGAUCAAAGGUGACUCUCCUCGAUCAACCAGCCGAAUAAUGAGAGGACUUCCCAGAAAUAUUGCCGGCGUGCUAGUACCGGAACGACCUUCGGAACCAGACAACUGCUGCAUGUCAGGAUGCGUUAAUUGCGUUUGGGAGAUAUACAAUGAGGAUCUCAGAGACUGGAAAGACAAGCGUAAAUUAGCCGCUAAUAGUCUCAAGGGGUCUGAUAAAACUUGGCCGGCAGAUUUCCAACCGCCUUUGAAUCUUUUGGAGUUACAAAACGUUCCUACAAAGUUAAAGACUGCCAAGAUCAAGCUUGAUAAGCAAAAGAGUCGAGGAACCGCGGCUUUGUUCCCCCCCAGGGAAGGAAAUUUGCCGCAGAGCGUCAUAGAUGCAAAGAAGAGACGACAGGCUGAGAAGGAGAGUAUGCAGGGCGGAGAUGUCGACCAGGAUGGAGAUGAGGGGUGGGACGAUAUUCCGGUUUUCAUAAGGGUAUUCGCCGAGUUUGAAGGAAGAAAGAAACAUGCUCGCGAGAGCCACACUAGCUCCUGA